Molecule: messenger RNA, 798 nt
Organism: Staurois parvus
Lineage: Eukaryota; Metazoa; Chordata; Amphibia; Anura; Ranidae
Source: the annotation of a GenBank genome assembly
GUCAGAUUCUUUGUGGUGGAAGAUCACAUCCUACACACAACAGUCGGAUUGGUGAAUCGGGCGUACAUUGAUGAGCUCUGGGACUUGGCACUGUCAAAGACCAUGGCAGCUUUGCGAACACAUUCGUCAUAUUGUUCUGAUCCCAACCUUGUUCUGGACCUCAAGAAUCUUAUUGUGCAUUUUGCUGACACAUUGCAGGGUUAUGGCUUCCCAGUGAACCAGUUGUUUGACAUGUUGCUGGAGGUCAGAGAUCAGUACAGCGAGAUCUUGCUGAAGAAGUGGGCGCUGGUUUUCAGGAACAUACUGGAUGCAGAUAACUACAGCCCUAUCCCUGUGAGUGAUGAGACGGGAUAUAGGAAGGUUCUGGGUCAGUUCCCCUUCCAGGAUCCUGACCUAGAGAAGCAACCCUUUCCAAGAAAAUUUCCCUUUUCUGAAUUUGUGCCAAAAAUCUACAGUCAAAUCAAGGAAUUUAUCUACGCCUGUCUGAAGUUCUCUGAGGACUUACAUUUAAGCUCUACAGAAGUGGACGAUAUGAUCAGAAAAUCCACAAAUUUACUACUGACUCGAACACUCAGCAACUGCCUGCAGAAUGUCAUCAAGAGAAAGAAUGUUGGCCUUACAGAGCUUGUACAGAUUAUUAUCAACACUACCCAUCUGGAAAUCUCUUGCAAGUUUCUUGAAGAAUUUAUCACAAAUAUUACCAAUGUCCUGCCCGACACCGUACACACCCACCAAGCUGUACGGUCUGACCACCUUCAAGGAUGCCCGGCAGGCUGCAGAAGAAGAGAUUUACACCAA